AUGCUGCGCGGCCGAAGAGUUGCCAAGAAGUGCAUUGUGCUCUGGACGUCGGUGUUCAACUUGGUACUUUGUAGCUCUGCAACCGAGUGGUGUAGAAGAGGGAAAAACACAUGCAGAGGACAAUGGGCCAACCUGCUAGAAUCUGACUGGAGACUCGCAAGUUAUACUGGCGAAAGCGGCAUCGACUACUUUUACGACUGGGACAAGGAUGGAAUUCCUGACAUAAUUCAUGUUGAGAGGAGCCCCGGAGGGGCAGCAGUCAUACGUUACUUUCACCAUGCGGGCCAAAACAACUUGAAUGUGCAAGUUGGGAAUUCAACGCCCGAUGGCCUCAAGCUCGCAUCAUGGGAGUCCUGGCAGUUUGUCGACACCGCCGAUUGGAAACACGAGGGGCGCUCUGGAGUGCUUUGCUGCCACAAGCGCAGUGAUGGCCUGGAGGUGCUGGCAUGGGUGGACAAUUUGGCCCUUCAAGGUGGAGGAAUCUGCGGCAGCCAAUCUGGAAGUGAAGUGCUUGUGGCAUUUGGGAGGUCAUCAGGGACAACCCGUUGCCAAGUUCCCUCUGCGGUUGACUGGGACCAUGAUGGACGUUUGGAUUUGCUCCUGGGUUCACCUGACGGGCACGUGCGCUUCCUUCGACGCCAGGUAGACGACACUCUAGAAGAGCAGGAGCUGCUCGCCGAGCUGGGCAGUGCAGUCGUGUCGUUGCAGGCAGUGGACUGGGACGGAGAUGGAGACCUUGACCUUUUCGUGGUGACUCGAUAUCAGAUCUACCUCUGUGAACGCUUGUCUACGGGCCACUUGCAGUUGCUAGCUGGAGCAGAGCUGCCAGGCCAGCUGAGAGUUCCUCCGACCAAUGGAGCCUGGUGGAGGCACAGCUUCGCCGACUGGAACGGUGAUGGUCUCCAAGACAUGAUCUCCUGCGCCGUGAAAGGUUUCUAUCAUGCAUGGAGCGAAUGCACGCUGUGGCUUCGCUCGAAGGAGUGGCUCGGGAAGGAACUUCCCAUACCCAAUAGUGCCUUCAGUCGAAUGGAAGCAUACAAAGCAGACAACUUUUUUGUACUUGAUUGGAACGGUGACGGCAGCUUAGAUCUCUUGAUGAGCGCUGACAAUUCGCUCCAUGUCUAUACUCGAUUGAACAGCGGGGAGCUAGAUGGCAUGCCCACGAUGAUUGAGCAACCUUGUGGCAGACGCAGACGCGAUGCAUUCCGUCUUUCGUUUGUCAAAGACUGGGACGGUGAUGGCAAGCCGGACUUGAUUUGCGUUGCUCGAAACCAAAGCGUGGCUAUCUCGAAGCAGUCGACAGGCUUUUCGUUUUCCGAGCUCUCCAUUAUAGUUGAUCUUGCCUCCUUGGGCGUUGCCGAGACGUGGCCAAACGGCACUUGGCGCUAUUACUUUCGCGCUGCUGUGUCAGACGUGAUGGAUUGGAAUGGUGAUGGCUUGCAAGAUUUUCUUCUCACCUCAGGUGCCGUGCUGCUGCAGACAAGAAUGGCGGGAGAAAUGUUCAAGAUUCUGCACAGCGUUGUCCCUGGAACGAGUGUCUUGGAUGGAAGCAUUUUGAAAGCUGCCGAUUUCAACAAGGAUGGACUGCUAGAUGUGGUCAUGGUUGCCGAGGCGAAAGGACAGGCAACUGUAUUCUUGCAACUAAAUGGGUCCCUUGAAGAAGCUCAAACUCUGAAGUUCCAGGCAAGCGCACGAAGGAGGAUACCCCCUCGUGCAGUCCAAGUCGUGGAUUGGUAUGACAGUGGCGUUGCAGAUGUGCUGAUAGGAGAUGGAUUUGGACAUUCUCACCAGGGGGUAGAUACACUCAUUGGCAUCUCCAUCAGAAUGCUUUCAAGUAGCUGCGUCGCCAAGGCUGCAUGCAACUAUGCUGGCGUUUGCAGCGACCGCACCAGUCUGUGCAGGUGCGAUGAAGGCUACAUUUCGAGCGGCGACUGCGCUGCGUGCGCUCAGGGCUAUUUUUCCAGCGGCGCCCCACUCCAGAGGCAGUGCCUGCCUUGUGCUGGCCGAUGGAGUGGCAAGAGCUGCUCUGGAAGAGGCACCUGCUUUGACGAUCUUUCGGCAAAGUCACCUGGAAGUUCUGACUACAAAGCUGGCAAUGGCUCCUGUGCUUGCAAUGAUGCACGCUUCUAUGGGACAGACGAGAGAGGCCUACGAUCCUGCAAUCUCGGAGAAUGUGGAGCUUGGCAGCAGGAGGUGGGUGGCCAAUGCAGGCCCAACCUGAACUACCUGAUCAUGUUGCUCCUUUUUGCGGCGCAGGUGUUUGGCAUGUGGAUGUUGCUUUAUCCAGUCGUUGCUGGCAGUCCCAUGGCCAUUGAGGACAUUUCGCUGGACUCUGGAGUUGUGGUCGUGACCACUGCCUCGUCUCAUGGCUUGCUUCGUCGGCCCGUGCUGCCAGCAAAGGUUCGCUUCUCUCAAACGGGUCAUCCUUUGUUGGACUCCAAGGCCUUCUAUGCCAAGCCAAUGCACUCACAGAAGAAUCGAUGUGUGCUGUUGGAAGCCCCGGGUCGUGCCAUGACCCGCAGGGCAGAUGCUUCAAUGGGAUGGUUGAUGAUCUCACGUACCAGGGUUGCGCUUUGUCUUGGCUUCUUCAUGCUCCCUCUUGGCCUCCUGUGCGUGGCUACAGGCGCCCUAGCCUUGUGCUUGUACAUCUAUGCUGGGCUCCACAACUUCCACGCCGCCUGCGCUGUUGGGGUGACAUUCACACUGGCAGCAGCAGCGCAGCUCUGGAGACGGCUGUCCCUCCGGACAUCGCUCCAGAACCAGCUUGAUCACUUCAGGACCAAAGUGGCGAGUGUUCCACCACUUGAAUGCCCACGCGGAGCCGAUCGUGGAAUCACAACUGCAAGGUUGUUGGAGCUGUGGCAGGCAUUUGAGGUCCAUAUUCGAGACAGAGACAUGUAUUUUGUUGUUGCAAACCUUGUGAAACCCUUGACUUCUACCUGCAAGCUCUCUUACGUUGAGUAUGUGGGCCCGGCCCAGUUUGCGUGGUUUGUGAGCCAUUUCUGGGGUACCCCCUUUUGCCAUUUCAAAGAUGCCCUGCGCCAUCACACCAGAUGGGUCGGGGAGAAGCUUGAUUGUGCAUAUUGGAUCUGCUCCUUCAGCAAUAACCAGUGGGCUAUUCAAGCAGAGCUUGGUUCUACCUGCGAAGAGUCGUCAUUCUUCCUUGCACUGAACAGCCAGAGCUGCAGAGGAACUGCAAUGGUUCUGGAUGAGGAGGUCAAGCCUCUCACAAGGUCGUGGUGCUUGUUUGAAGUGCUUCAGACGCGACUGCUGAAAGAGCGUCGCAGCGACUACAGAGGCCUGUCUCUCUGCACAAAUUCCGGCGUCUUGGGUCAUGGCUCGGGUUUAGAUGUGGCGCUGGCAGUUGGCCGGCACUUGACGAGUUUGCGGUUGGAGGAUGCCAGUGCCUCGGAGCCUGCGGACAAGAAGAUGAUCGAUGAGAGGGUGGAGUGCAUGGCUGGUGGCUUCGAGGCCACGAACGAGUUUGUUCGGGUGACCAUUCGGGAGGCCCUGGAGUUGGCGGAGGCUUCCUUUCAAGAUGACCUGUCAAAGGUGGUGGCCAUGCUGAGUUGA
This is a messenger RNA of Symbiodinium natans, 3573 nucleotides long. NCBI's taxonomy places the organism in Eukaryota, Dinophyceae, Suessiales, Symbiodiniaceae. The record is from the annotation of a GenBank genome assembly.